Messenger RNA from Doryrhamphus excisus (bluestripe pipefish), 1398 nucleotides. It is a transcript of the gene ehf, whose product is annotated as ets homologous factor. Gene Ontology annotation, biological process: cell differentiation; regulation of transcription by RNA polymerase II. Lineage: Eukaryota; Metazoa; Chordata; Actinopteri; Syngnathiformes; Syngnathidae. The record is from RefSeq and is a predicted model, not a curated record. Gene Ontology annotation, molecular function: DNA-binding transcription factor activity, RNA polymerase II-specific; sequence-specific DNA binding. Gene Ontology annotation, cellular component: nucleus.
AAUUCACAAAUUUGCGAGGCAACUCUGCUUAGCUUUACUGUAAACACUCGUAGGUGGAGUAUUUGGGGGAACUUUAUUGGUCUCCAUUCAACACAUGUAAGAGCAAAGCUUUGUGAGGAUUUGCUAGGCCUGCUCUGCCAAUUCCUCCUGUGCUGCUGCAUCCUUGCCAUGGUAAAUCAGUGUGGCGGCAACAAUAUGAGCGUUACUCCACUAAACACCACUCCGGACACUCAACUAACCACCACUAACCACUGGGCGUCUACCAACUAUCUUCCGCAUGUUCCUGUAAUGAUGUCUGGUUACACGAGUAGUCGUCUGUGGCCUCAUGAUUCCCAGCCCCAGUUUUGGAGUAAAUACCAAGUGUGGGAGUGGCUGCAGCAAGUCAUGGACAUAAACCAGAUCGAUGCCUCCAAUAUCCCUUUCCAAAAUUUUGAUAUGGAUGGCCACCAGCUGUGCAAACUGACCUACCAGGACUUUAUUCAUGCUGCAGGAAGCCUGGGACCCAUUCUCUUCCACAGCAUAACGCAGCUCAAGGGGACUGGAGAAUAUCAUGUGGAAAUGAGUCAACUGGAACUAAAACCAGAAUUAGACAUAUCCUGUGCAUAUUCAGAAGUCAGCUAUCCACAAUUAGACGCCUAUGACUCUUUGAUUCGGCCUCAUGUACCUGCUGUCUCACCCACGCCUUCCAGCCCUGAAGUCCAAGUGUCUUACGUUCGUCCACAGCAGGUCAAAAAACACAAUCCAAGAGGGACCCACUUAUGGGAAUUCAUCAGAGACAUUCUACUGUACCCUGAACGCAAUCCAGGCCUGAUCAAGUGGGAGGAUAGGAAAGAAGGAGUGUUUCGCUUCCUAAAAUCAGAAGAAGUGGCACAGUUGUGGGGCAGGAAGAAAAACAACAAUAGCAUGACGUAUGAGAAGCUGAGCAGAGCAAUGAGAUAUUAUUACAAAAGGGAAAUCCUAGAACGAGUAGACGGACGCAGAUUGGUCUACAAGUUUGGUAGGAAUGCCCGAGGCUGGAAAGAGUCCGAGAAAUAGGAUUUUUCCUUUUAUGAUGUUUUCUGUACAUAGCAUGGAAUGCUGUAUUAUAUGUAAUGUUAUUGAUUAACUUGACAGAUAAAAACUUUGUUGACACUGCAGUUAAAGACAUGGUCACAUGAAAUAAUAUAUACCCUUACAAUAAAACACAACGAGUAGUAUGAUUACAGAUCCGAUGAUGAUACCCAAAAUGAUGAUAUUCUGAUUCAAGUUGGAUGGGAAGGAUGACGAUCACUGUAUGAAAAUACCAAACAAAUAAGUAAAAACAAGUAAAUCAAGUAAGCAGAAUGUAACUAUGAAAUACUAAUAAUGAAACAUCUUAUGGAGUUGAGAUAAUUAUGUCUAAUUAUGUUUAAUUUUUUA